CCCUGUCCCUCUAUAAAAAGGCAAAGCGUAGCCCAGGAGCCAUCACAGACUCAGAGGGGACAGUCUUUGAGUAAAGCUCCUGCAACACCUGGCUGCCGAGCCCAGGAGAGAAGGAUGAAGUUCGCUCUCCAUGCCGUGCUGUCCUUGGGGAUAUUGGUGCUCUGUCUUGCUGAUCCCCCAGCCCAAAGUUCCGUCCGAUGGUGCACAGUAUCUGAUGCAGAGCAGAAGAAAUGUGUGGAACUGAAGAUAAAAAUGUCCUCAACCCCUUCAUUAGACUGUGUGAAGAAAACACUUCACCUUGACUGCAUAAAAGCCAUUGCGGAGGAUGAAGCAGAUGCCAUUAGUCUGGAUGGUGGCCACAUUUUUGAAGCACACCUUGCCCCGUAUAAUCUGAAGCCUGUUGUGGCUGAGGUCUAUGGCACAGGAAAAGAUUUGGUUACCAGCUACUAUGCUGUGGCCGUGGUGAAGAAAGGAACUAACUUCUCAAUAAGGGAACUUAAAGGGAAGAAAUCCUGCCACACAGGGUUGGACAGGUCUGCUGGCUGGUUCAUUCCUAUUGGGACCCUCUUGUACCAUCAAAUCCUAUCCUGGGAUAGAGCCACUCCCAUAACCCACGCUGUGGCCCAGUUUUUCUCAGCCAGCUGUGUCCCUGGUGCCCCCACAAAUGAACCAAAUCUGUGCCGCUUAUGCCUUGCUCAGAAAUGUUCCCGUACUGGGCCUUAUUCUGGCUAUUCUGGAGCCUUUCAGUGUCUGAAAGAUGGAGCUGGAGAUGUAGCUUUUGUCAAACACACAACUGUUCUAGAAAAUGACCCAAGUGGGAAAGACAAGUAUGAGCUGCUGUGUGAAGAUGGUUCCCGGAAGCCUGUAGAUAAGUAUCACGAGUGUCACUGGGCCAAAGUUGCUGCUCAUGCUGUUGUGGCUCGAAGUGUUGAUGGCCGGGCUGACGAGAUCUGGAGCUUCCUCUCUCAGGCGGAGGCAAAGUACGGCAAGAACACAAAAGAGAGCUUCAAACUCUUCAGCUCUCCUUAUGGGAAGGAUCUGCUUUUUAAGGACUCUGCAUCCAAUUUUACCCGUGUCCCUCGACUUAUGGAUUCCCAGUUCUACCUAGGCUACCAGUACUGGGCUGCUAUUCAGAGUCUCAGGCCAGUUUCUUCCCUAGAAACUCCUGAAGCCCCUUUGAAAAAGGUGAAGUGGUGCACAAUAAGUAAGGAUGAGAAGGCCAAGUGUGAUGAAUGGAGUGCAGUGAGUGGAGGCAGCCUGGACUGUGCAGUGGCAGAAACCACAGAGGACUGCAUUGCCAAGAUAACAAAAGGUGAUGCGGAUGCCAUAAGCUUGGAUGGAGGUUAUGUCUACACGGCUGGCACAUGUGGUUUGGUGCCAGUCAUGGGAGAAUACUACGGGGAUGACAUUACACGAUGCCAGAAUGAAGGAGCACCCGGAGAAACAUAUUACGCCGUGGCUGUGGUGAAGAAAUCCAACCCCCAUAUCACCUGGAAGACCCUGCGUGGUAAGAAGUCCUGUCAUACAGCUGUUGGGAGAACUGCCGGCUGGAACGUCCCCAUGGGCUUGAUUCACAGUGAAACCGGGAGCUGCAACUUUGAUAAGUUCUUCAGUGAAGGCUGUGCUCCUGGAUCUCCACUUACCUCACCACUCUGCAACUUGUGUGUGGGCUCAGGCAGCAGCCUCCCACCAAAUUACAAGUGUGCCGCCAACAGCAAUGAGAGAUACUAUGGAUACAGCGGGGCCUUCCGGUGUCUGGUUGAGAAGGGAGACGUGGCCUUUGUUAAGCACACAAUUGUCAGUGAGAACACCGAUGGACAUAAUACUGCUGAGUGGGCAAAGGGGCUGAGAAGCGAUCAAUUCGAGUUGCUGUGCCUGGAUGGAAGUCGCGCCCAUCCUGAUGAAUACAAGAAAUGCCACCUGGCUCUAGUUCCUGCCCAUGCUGUGGUCACACGUCCAGACAGAGCAGCUGCUGUCCGUCAGAUGCUGAUAAACCAACAGGUAUUGUAUGGAAGCAAUGGAUCUCAGACAGAUAUCUUCCGGAUGUUUCAGUCUGAAACCAAGGACCUUUUAUUCAAGGAUUCCACCACGUGCCUGAUUCAACUCUCCAGAGGAACAACCUAUGAGCAGUAUCUGGGAAAAGAAUACUUUGAUUCUAUCUCUAGUCUCAAAAAGUGCUCACCAUCAGAACUUCUCCAGGUCUGCAGCUUCAAGAAGGCCCUAAAGGACCACAAUUCCCGAGAGCCCUUGCGACGAGACUGUCCGCGGUUGCGAGCGGGAAACUACGUUUUCCAUGAUGCAUCUGCACGGCGCGGCGCAGGACACGUGGCUCUCAGCGCGGGGCAGGGGAUGGCGCUGGAGGGCCACCAGCGAAGCGGGCUGCAGCCCUACCUGGACUCGCUGCGGCGGGAGCUGCGGGAGCCGGACGCGACCCUGCUCUCGGUGCUACUGGCGCUGCUGGCCGUGGCCCUAACCCUGCUGGUUUGGAAACUUAUCCAGGGCAGGAAGAGCAGCCGGAGGACGGUGCUUCUGGUAGGCCUUUGUGAUUCAGGAAAAACACUGCUGUUUGUCCGACUGUUAACAGGCACUUACCGAAAUACCCAGACCUCCAUAACUGAUAGCUCUGCUGUUUACAGAGUCAGUAAUGACAAGGGCUCUAGUGUGACGCUGAUUGACCUCCCAGGCCAUGAGAGCUUGCGACUUCAGUUCUUGGAGAAGUUCAAAGCUGCAGCUAGAGCGAUCGUGUUUGUCGUGGACAGCGUAGCGUUCCAGCGGGAGGUGAAGGACGUGGCAGAGUUCCUGUACCAGGUCCUGACUGACUGCACCGUGCUGAAAAAUGCUCUGCCACUGGUGAUAGCCUGCAACAAGCAAGAUAUCACGAUGGCAAAAUCGGCCAAGCUUAUUCAGCAGCAGCUGGAGAAAGAACUCAAUACCUUGCGAGUGACUCGCUCAGCUGCCCCCAGCACUUUGGACGGCUCGACCUCCAGUGGGACUGCUCAGCUGGGGAAGAAGGGCAAGGAGUUUGACUUCUCACAGCUGCCCAUGAAGGUGGAGCUGGUGGAGUGCAGUGCCAGAGGCAGCAAGGCAGAGGAAGGCAGUGCUGACAUUGAGGACUUGGAGAAAUGGCUGGCCAGGAUUGCCUGAAAGCAGAGGAGGUUGGGGUGGAUGCAGAAACUAGCAAAGGGGAAACUAAUGAUAAAGACACUUAGCAUCUGAUAGGAAAGUACCGAUGGGAAGGGGUGGGGCCCAAAAUGUAAUCUUGCUAUGGAAAGAACUUCAGGCAUGCGUUGGCAGUAAAUCCACUGUUACCUGCACUGGGCUGGGUUUUAAUCAACCUAUGAACAUAUUUGCCACUGUGAUUUCAGUCAGUUGCAGUCCUUCCUAUUCCUAUCCCAUGCUCCCCUUCUGGGAGGCUGCCCCUAGUACUUGAGCUGCAGAGGGUUUCGAGUGGGGUUUUGGUUGGGGUAAGGAGCCUCUGGUGGUCCCAGGGAGCCUCCAAACAGAUGGGAAGGUUAUGUUUGGAUAGCAGAAAUUAUUUCAAGAUUGGACUGUGCAGCUGCUCCUGCUUUACCUUGGCAUUUUGGUCCUGGUGCCCAUGGUCGUUACUAACCUCCCUACUCAUGGCAUCUUGAUUUCUUCUCCCAUUCCUGUCCUCUGUGAUUCGGGUACAGUGAGUUUGUGAUCUUUGUGCUGCCACAGCUAAAAUGUCCAAUUGCACAUGCUACUGGGAAAUCCCUGCCUGCUAUGGAAUGUACUAAAGCUGCUUUCAUGGGUGUUGGCCAGCAUCCCGCUAUUUUCCCUCCUUCCCACCUCCCUUUCAAAAGGAACACACAGCCAGAUUGUUAGAUGUGCUCAGCACCCAUGUAAGCACCAAUAUGGAAGUGACCUGAUUGUCAGACAUACAUAGUAGGGGCUGGAGGGUGCUGAGCACUUCUCAUGAUCUGGCCACUUCUAUCUGGAUGCUUAAGUGGGUGCUGAACUCUUGGAAAAUCUGGCCUGAAUAGUAAAGGUGAUUGAUGAUCGUUGUGUAAAUGGGGGCUGCCGUUCUGUUUGGCUCUGGCCCAGUCUUUGGUGCUGAUUCACUUCUGCAGAGUGCACAGUGCUAAGAAAACUCAUGCAUUCCUGUACAUGACUUCUCAGCAGUGGUGUACCGUUCUAUAAUGUGAUCUUCAUAAAUGCACACAAUAGUAUUUGUAACAAAAACGGUCGGUCAAGGUUAAACUUCUGGGAGCAUAGCUUCAAUGUGUGCCUGGGUCUGAAUAUAACCCAAUUCUCCUUCCCCCAUGGGGCUGCAGCUUGAGCGUUAGAUUCACCUCUCUCCACGCAGACAUGCCCCAGUUUCAGCUCCGUUUUUUCUUGAGACAGAACAGCAGCUUGCUGGUGCUCAGGUUGUGCUCUGGAGCCACCUGUGCCUUUAGUAUCAGGAGUGCAGCACCCAUACUGAGGGAACGGAAACCAGAGCAAUUGGAAGUGAACCUGACUAGCUAGAGGCGUGUCUCAUAUAGAGACUUGGCUGCCCAUCUUAUGUGAUGGUGCCCUAAUCUCCUGGUGAAAUCCUGCCUCCUUUUGAAGUCAGUGGGAGCUUUGCCAUUGACUUCAUUGGCCAGGAGUUCACCCUUGAUCUUUAACUGGGGCAGGGUCUAGAAUUGCAGCCAUCUCGCACAAUGAAUAUGUAUUAAAACCCCAUUCAGGUGUGUGUUUCGCCUGUGUUUUGUCUCCCAGUCUUUCGGUUAGGCCCUCCUUUUGCAAACGUGCCCGAGUGGGCUCACUCAGUUCAGCACAUUAGUAAGAGGUUUGAAGAACAGAACUGUCCCCAUGUCGGAUCUGCAUGCGCCUCUGACUCGGUGAUGUCAUAAGCAGAGUUUGACAUCAGGAUUGUCCUAGAAUUAAUUGUGUUGUCACUUCAGUUGGACAAGGGCAUAAAAAGAGAGGUAUAGGUUGACUUUUAAAGGUGUUUUUUCUUGUUUACAGAUAAAGACGGUAAUUGUCAUAGGAGCCAGGAAUAGCUGCACAGAGGGCCUAAGAAGAUCAGUUUACUGACAUGAGUGGGAGCAGUCAUUCCAGUUUAGGUGUUUCUGAUGAAGGUUCUUGAUGACAAAGGGGAAAGCAUUGAAAGUUUCCCAGUACUUGUUACAUGUUUGUCCCCUGUAAUGUUUAAAGCCAAGGGAUCUGUUGUGGUUCCCAGAUGUGGUGCCCUGUUGUUUGUGACAUGUAUUAUGCUUAAUUUUGCAAAGGAACAAUUCUGUAGCAGUCUGCUUCUUCCUGCGGAUGUACUCAGCCCAUUGGGGUCUGGUCCAGGACCUGUCGGAGUCUUACUUUAGCACAUGUUGGAUCUGGUCUAAGAGCUCUUUCCAAAGAUGGAAAGAGUGAACUGACUGACCUUGAGAGAGAUUCCACAAACAAGCCAUCAGGGUGUUGGCAGCAGAAGGGGAUGGGGGAGGAAGUGGUGGUCUUAAUGAGCUGGCUGAGGAGAUAACACAUCCUCCUGGUGACCUUUUCCAACAGUUUCCUUCACUCCCAGUGGGGGCUCUGGCAGUGAGCAUUGUCUGUGCCUCCAGUGGAGUCUUCCAGCGAAGCUCACUGCAGGCUCAAAGGGGGGGAAUCCUUUGUGAUGCUGGACUGUUCAUCCUGCCUCUGCUUCCUUAAUAGGAAUCUUCUCUGUAAAGAGGUGCUCACUGACCGGAGGCCACCUGCUGCUUUUUGUCUCCCAGGCAAUAGGCUUGUGGUCUGCUGACUAUUUCCUCCACACUGUAUCUGCUGAAGAGAGCAGCUGCUGGUACCCAGGAAAUGCCGUUGCUGGGUUUUUUUUGUGGCAGGAUUUGACAUUAUCUAUAACCCAGCCACUCUCUUGGUCUAGAGGGUGGGAGGGAAGUGGUGGCUGGUCCUCUUCUUGGCUAUAUUGAUAAGAAUUCAGUAUUUGAACUUGCUCCUGAUAAAUCUUGUUCCCUUUGAUAUCUUCUAUCAAAGGUUACAUUCUGUAUCCACAUAUUCUUCUCUCUGACAUCUGUAUGCUCUGCUUUCCUUAGCACUAAUGGGUGUAUAAAGCUAUGCAGCAAGAGCAGAUUGACUUGUGCUACUCCCAUCAAUUGGAACAAGGUGUUUCUUUGCAAACAGCAUCUUUACUUGAAGAGAAGUGAAUGUCUGAGCUGGGCUUUGCAUCCAAAACUGCCAAACCUGUGGGACUAGAUGAAUCCUCUCUCUUAAAACUGUGUGACCAGCCCUGUUCACUGCAGCAGCAGUUGGGAGGAUUAAAUAUACUGCUAACACUUGGUGUAAGUGGAGGAGUGAGGGGGUGGCAUGCUGAACUACCCCUCCUUUGCUUCCCCCUCCACCCUCCCAACCCAACACCCCCUACCCCUUCCCAUGGCUCCCUCUUUGAGUUGGGAAUGCUAAGACAGAACACUUCCAGCGCUUCUUUGGGAGACAGGUCCUUCCCAGGCUGCUCUGAUUUAAAAACCUGUCCCUGGACCUAGAGAGAAGCAAAGCUAGAUGCUCAUGUCACAAGCCCAAAGGCUCACAAAUGAUUUUUGUGUUAAGUAUGUUGUGCUCUUCAAUUUCCAAGCAUAAACUUUGCAGCAGCAGAAUGUUGCUAGAGCUACUGCUCACAGUCGCAUUUUGAAUUUAGUUAGCCAGGGCAAGGGUCUGAUCUGGUCAGUCUGUAUCUGCAAUGCUGAAGCAAGGAAUGAAGAACUUGUGCUUUUUUUCCCCUAUGCUACUAGCAGCCUUCCUCUUGGGAAGCCCCAGGACCUAGGAACCUGUGUUUGCUUUUAAAUUAUUCUCGGUAAAUGUGAUCACUUAAAUAAAGAAGUUUGGCUC
Molecule: messenger RNA, 6816 nt
Organism: Dermochelys coriacea (leatherback sea turtle)
Lineage: Eukaryota; Metazoa; Chordata; Testudines; Dermochelyidae
Gene: TF
Product: transferrin
Exons: 24
Coding region: 115-3144 (1009 amino acids)
Biological process (GO): antibacterial humoral response; iron ion transport
Cellular component (GO): plasma membrane; extracellular region; early endosome
Source: RefSeq, a predicted model, not a curated record